AUGGUAAAUGGGUUCAACGACCAGCGAAAAGUCGCGCCUUUCCCUCUCCUUAGCUCCUCCUCCUCCUCCUCCUCCGCCCUCCUCCGCCCGAGCAGCGCCGCCGGACAUGGAUCUCUAGAGAGCUCCGAUUGGGAGCUGGCCAUGGCGAUGGAAGUCUUGCAGAACGCUUCGCUAUUGCCGGCUUCGGAGCUCAUCUCGCGCGUCAUCGAGGAUGCCUUCGAAACCAUCCACGCCGCGCGCGACGUCCUCAUCGAGCGUCAGUCUUUCACUGAGUUCUCCUCUUACCUUGAGCGCCUCCUUCCCGUCCUCCAAGAUAUCCUCACACGCCCCCCAGCCGCCUCCGCCGCCCUGGCCGCCUCGGCCGACGCGCUCCGCCGCGAGAUCAAGGCAGCGCGCGCUCUCGCCUCCGAGUGCGGGAAGAAGAACCGGCUCUAUCUCCUUCUAAACUGCCGGCGCAUCGUCAAGCGGCUCGAGACCUCCACUCGAGAGAUCAGCCGCGUCCUUGGCCUCCUCCCUCUUGCUUCUCUCGAUCUCUCAUCCGGCGUCAGCGAUGAGAUAAAGGAACUCUGCGAGAUAAUGGAACGGGUCGAGUUCCGCGUCGCCGUGGCUGAAGAGGAAAUCCUUGAAAAGAUCGAGUCCGGUGCUCAAGAUCGGAGUCCCGGCCGUGCUUACGCGAAUAGCUUGCUGACUCUCAUCGCGGACGCCAUGGGGAUACCUAAAGAUCCGUCGUUGCUCAAGAAGGAGCUCGAUGAGUUCAGGAGCGAGAUAGAGGAUACAAAGUUGAGGAAGGAUCUCGCAGAAGCCAUGCAGAUGGAGCAGAUCAUUGCAUUUCUCAGUAGGGCGGAUGCCGCAUCAUCUUUUGAGGAGAAGAUGGUGAAGUAUUAUAGUAAGAGAAACUCUUUGGGUAGCCAGCCAUUAGAGCCUUUGGAGUCCUUCUAUUGCCCAAUUACAAGGGAUGUCAUGGAGGAGCCUGUUGAGACUUCCUCCAGGCAGACAUUUGAGAAGAAGGCAAUUGAGAAAUGGUUUGCAGAUGGGAAUUCUGUUUGUCCAUUGACUAUGGUUCCAUUGGACACCAGUGUUCUCCGGCCUAAUAAUAGUCUUAGGAAGGCUAUUGAGGAGUGGAAGGAGAGGAAUACUAUUAUUGUUAUCGCCUCAAUAAAGAGCAAGCUUGAAUGGUGUGAUGAACAGGAUGUAAUGGACUGCUUGAGGAAGCUGCAAGAGCUCUGUGAAGAGAAGGAGUCAAAUCGGGAAUACAUGGUGCUUGAGAAUUAUUUGCCAAUUCUUGUUGGGUUUCUUAGUCGGAGCAAUUCUCAGAUAAGGAGUCGUGCCUUGUCCAUACUAUGCAUUUUGGCAAAGGAUAGCUAUGACAACAAGGGAAAAAUUGCUGAAGUGGAUAAUGCUAUUGAAUCUAUUGUUCGUUCCCUUGGGCGGCGCAGUGAGGAACGCAAGUCAUCAGUGGCAUUACUGUUAGAACUCUCAAAAAACAAUAUGGUUCGGGGCAGUAUUGGGAAGGUCCAAGGGUGUAUUCUUCUUCUGGUGACAACUUCGAACAAUGAUAGCAAUCAAGCUGCUAAUGAUGCAAAAGAGCUUUUGGAGAAUCUUUCAUUCCUUGAUGAGAAUGUUGUGCAAAUGGCUAAGGCGAAUUAUUUUAAACCAUUAUUGCGACAGCUUGAUUCAGGAUCAGAUGAUGCAAAGAAGAUUAUGGUUUCCACUUUAGCUGAAAUGGAGUUGACUGAUCACAGUAAAGGUACUCUGUUUAAAGAUGGAGCUCUGCAGCCUCUUCUUAAAUUGAUUUCACACACUGAUACUGAUUUAAAAGUAGCAUCUGUUAAGGCUCUUCAAAAUCUCUCAAGUUUGCCUGAGAAUGCUCUGCAAAUGAUAAGGGAAGGUGCAGUUCGUCCACUCCUUGAUCUCUUACACCAUCAUAUAUCUUCAUCCCCUAGUUUACAGGAGCAAGUGGCUGCUACUAUAAUGAAUAUAGCUGUGUCAGCAAAGGAAUUGGACAGCAAUGAAAACUUUGUUUUACUGGAGUCUGAUGAUGACGUGUUCUGGCUUCUCUCCCUGAUUAACUUUACAGGGUCAAAUAUACAACGUAGCAUUCUUAGAACAUUUUGUGCUUUGUGUGAGCUUCCAACAGGGACAACCAUCAGAGCUAAGCUGAGACAGUGUUCUGCAAUCCAAGUAUUGAUCUCCCACUGUGAGCGCAAUGAUCUUGUGCUGAGGGCAAAUGCUGUCAAGCUGUUGUCCUGCUUGAAUGAAGAUGGAGAUGAUGCUGCAACAUCUGAGUUCAUGGAACAGAGUUUCCUGAAAACUUUGCUGUCAAUUAUACAGGAUUCCGUUGAUGAGGAAGAGAAGGCUUCAGCAUUGAGCAUCAUCUCCAAUCUUCGCAGUGGCUACCCUCAGAUUCAUCAAUGGCUUGUAGAUGCUGAAGCAAUCCCCAUUAUUAUUGGAUGUUUAAAAGAUACAAGGCCAUAUGUCUCAUCUAAGAAUCAGCUUCUAGAGAAUGCUGUAGGUGCGUUAUGCCACUUUACACUGUCAACAAACCUUGAUUUCCAGAAGAGGGCAGCUGAACUUGGUGUGAUCCCAUUGUUGGUGCAGUUGUUGGGAUAUGGAACAGCUUUGACUAAGAAAUAUGCAGCCACCUCACUAGCUCAAUUUUCAGAAAGUUCGCCUGGUCUGAGUCGACGAAUACGGAAGCAUACUGGUUUUUUAUGCUGUUCAGGGCCACAGGAAACCGGUUGUCCAGUACAUAUGGGUAUUUGUUCGGUGGUAUCAUCAUUUUGUCUUUUGGAGGCUGAUGCAGUGGGGCCAUUAGUAAGACUUCUCACAGAAAUGGAUCCCAAAGUGUGCGAAGCUUCUUUAAGGGCUCUGUCAACACUUAUAGAAGGUGAGCGCCUUCAAAGUGGAUUUAAAAUUCUUUCAGAUUCGAAAGCUAUUCUUCCAAUGAUAAAGCUAUUGAGCUUGGACUCCCCUGAUUUGCAACUGAGUGUUUUGCAUAUCUUGGAGAGGAUAUUCACGCUAGAGGAUUGCCGAAGGAUGCAUGGCAUGGCAGCACAAAUGCCUUUGGUUGAUAUAACUCAAAGAGGAACUGGCCCAAUUCGACCUCUGGCAGCUCGAGUGCUUGCUCAUUUGAAUGUGCUUCAUGAUCAGUCUUCGUAUUUUUGAAAGACAAGUGAGGAGUUUCUUUGUUGGUUGUCGCCGAUGAAAGACGAUGGGAGUCAACCCUAUACCCGGUGAAUUCUCUCAAAAUCUAUUUCAAAUGACCUCAAAGUUUUCGGUCAUUACUGAGGAAGAGGAAGCUGCAUGAUGACAUGAUCACCGGACUUGUAAUUUAUUAGAAGGAAAUCAAAAGAAGCAUGCAUUCAUUCGAGUUCGAGGAAACAAUUUGUCACAUAAUUGAGUAAUUUUUCGAUAUCUUUGCGCAGUGAAUGCGUUGGUAUCAGCCGAAGAAGACAUUGGUGAAACUUUGGUUUAUGAAGGUCAGUACAUAGCGUUAGUAUUUAUUUCUCAAUUCUUGGUAGAUAAAUUUGUUCAAUUCUCUUAGACCUAGCAAAUGGUAUAGUUACCAUAUGUACCAUGUAAAUUGUUUGUUUUACUGUGCGAUUGUUUGAAUGAGUUGUGUGAUUACUGGUGAUACUUACAUGACUGGAUUUUUUUUUUACAGUAAUUGUUAGUGUUAAACACAAUAUAUAAAGUAUCAUCUCGGUGGUAUAUACGAACUUUGAACUAACAAAAAUAAGAGAAACUGUGUUUUUAUUUA
This is a messenger RNA of Dioscorea cayenensis subsp. rotundata (Guinea yam), 3760 nucleotides long. RefSeq names its product U-box domain-containing protein 44-like. NCBI's taxonomy places the organism in Eukaryota, Viridiplantae, Streptophyta, Magnoliopsida, Dioscoreales, Dioscoreaceae. Gene Ontology annotation, biological process: protein ubiquitination. The transcript is spliced from 5 exons. The record is from RefSeq and is a predicted model, not a curated record. Gene Ontology annotation, molecular function: protein binding; ubiquitin-protein transferase activity. Bases 1 to 3165 code for a protein of 1054 amino acids.